Messenger RNA from Phytophthora sojae, 1243 nucleotides. RefSeq lists its product as hypothetical. Gene Ontology annotation, molecular function: ATP hydrolysis activity; ATP binding. The record is from RefSeq and is a predicted model, not a curated record. The transcript is spliced from 2 exons. NCBI's taxonomy places the organism in Eukaryota, Oomycota, Peronosporomycetes, Peronosporales, Peronosporaceae. Bases 1 to 1242 code for a protein of 413 amino acids.
AUGGACCAGAUCCGAGAGCAGCUCACUCGCUUGCAGAUGGAGAUGGCGGUAGCGGAACGUGAAGGCUCGGAGCGUCCGGAGAUCGGCCACUUCGUCUUCCGAGGGUCUCCUGGCACGGGAAAGACGACGGUGGCGCGCGUGAUGGCGCAGAUCUUGCACUCGAUGAGAGCUUUGGGCACUACGAAGCUGGUUGAGACCUCCGGGUUGGAUCUUACCGGCGAGUAUCUGGGUCAGACGAAGAUGAAGGUGACGGGGAAGCUCGUGGAGGCGAAGGGAGGACUGUUGUUCAUCGACGAAGCUUACGAGUUGGCUGCGAUGACGGAUCCCGCGUAUAGCGGCAUGGUGAUCGUGAUCGCGGGCUACCCGAAGGACAUGGACGUCAUGUUGAACCGCAACGCCGGGCUUAAGAGCCGAUUCACACGAUUCAUCGACUUCCCGGACUGGGAACCCGAAGACGGCGUGGCGUUCCUUCGGGCGAAGGCGGAGAAGGAGGGGGUGAAGCUGGAAGCUGAAGCUGAAUUGGUCCUGGAGCGAACUUUUGCGGCGUUGAAGAUGCUGGAUGGGUUCGGUAAUGGUCGAGACGCUAUGCGGGUAUGGAAGGAGAUGAAGCAGUGUCGGGCAACGCGAGUGUUUAAGAACGACAUACACGAGGAGGUGAGGACGAUCACCGCUGAGGACGCAGCCAUGGCUGGAGAGAGCAUCGUGACUGCACGGCGCCCACCCGAUGGACCGGUGCUCUCGCAGUCGUCGCUGGUUACGGAUACCUCGAUGUUUAAGGUUCAGGAGCAGCAGCCACGACAAGAAGAAUCAUUCUCUGAGGCCACGGAACAAAAGGAACCUGAAGAAUUUUCGUUUGAACAAGAGCCGGAAGAGAAAGAGGCGGUCUUAGAGGAGAAGGUCGAGGUGGAGGCUGAAGAAGACCCGGACGCGGACGAAGAUGAAGAUCGAGAUGAGAAAAAGUCCAAGGAGCAGCGGGAUUCUGGCGUGUCUGACGAAGACUGGGAGGAAUUGGAGCGCGCGAAGGAAGCCCACGCUGCUCGCCUGGAGGAACUACGCCGUGCCCGUGACCAAGCCAAGCUGGAGGAAAAGCGACGCCGCGCUGCGGCCAUGCAGGAGAAGAUCCGUCGUAUCUGUCCAUGUCCAGCGGGCUACACUUGGUAUAAAGUUAGCGGUGGAUGGCGCUGUGCUGCAGGUGGACACCGAGUGUCGGACGCUCAACUGAACAGCCAGUUCACAUGCUAAC